AUGGCCACCCCAAUCCCCGACGACAUUGCCCUCCUUUCUGGUCCUCCGCUUUUAGGCCACUUGUUCAACUACGGGUUAUUCGGCAUCCUCUCCGCCCAAGUCGUCCACUACCACCUCUCAUUUUCAUCCGACCCUUUCCGUCUCAAGGCAUUCAUCUACGGAUUGUAUUUGGUCGAAUGGGUGCAGGUAAUCCUCAUCACCCACGACGCCUUUCAGGUGUACGGCGCUGGGUGGGGAAACUUCGCCGCCCUCAACAGCCCUCAGUGGCUCUGGUUCGACAUACCUGUGAUGACCGCACUCGUGUCGGCGACCGUACAAUGUUUCUUCGCGUGGCGGAUUUACGCCUUGAGCGGGUCUCGCAUAAUUUCGGUGUUUGUCGUGCUGGUUGCGCUUAUGCAAGCAGGCGGUGGAGUCGCGACUGGGAUUCAAGUUGGCCCAUUACUCAACAACAAUGCCUUGAUCCAACAAACGGCUGAAACCGGCCUCAUCAUUUGGCUUGGAGGAAGUGCCGCGUGUGAUAUCAUCAUUGCGUGCAGCAUGUCUUUCCUGCUCCUUCGCCAGCGACGUGGUCUAGCUUCUGACAAAUUAUUAUCCCGCAUCAUAACACUGUCCGUAGAGACCGGGAUCGUCACCGCUUCCUUCGCCACCCUGGACCUCACUCUCUGCAUGGUGUUCAAGCACAACAACCUACACAUGCUCCCUGCAUUCAUGCUCAGCAAACUAUACACGAACUCACUCAUGCUCACUUUCAACAAUCGCACCCGUCUUCGGGGAGACCGUAACGAAGCGCAGGUAGUCCGCAGCGACGGCACCUGGGGCGCGACCUCCUCCUCCCGCGCCCGAGCCGGCGCCGCACCCCAGGAGAUAUCGCUCCCGAAGCUGCCUAUGGACUUGUGCAAGCCUCCCCGCGUGACAGGCGAUUUCGAAUCCGUCUAG
Epithele typhae is the source of this 936-nucleotide messenger RNA. RefSeq lists its product as uncharacterized. The record is from RefSeq and is a predicted model, not a curated record. Bases 1 to 936 code for a protein of 311 amino acids. Lineage: Eukaryota; Fungi; Basidiomycota; Agaricomycetes; Polyporales; Epitheliaceae. The transcript has 12 exons.